Messenger RNA from Pocillopora meandrina, 3019 nucleotides. NCBI's taxonomy places the organism in Eukaryota, Metazoa, Cnidaria, Anthozoa, Scleractinia, Pocilloporidae. The record is from the annotation of a GenBank genome assembly.
AUGUCUUCCAAAUUGGUUCGUAAAGGCCUUGAUCUUGUGAUCGGGGAAGGAGUAUCAAGAUCUCAAAAACAGAAGUUAAAACAGAAGGAGAAACAACUCGCUAAGAAGCAGAAAAGAACUUCGAGAGGAAACAAACAGAAACAAUCACGCGCACGUGAAGUAAGAGGCUUGCAGUUAUCAUCAGGUACUGAAGUAAUACAGCUUUGGAUCUCGUUUUUAAAAUGGAGUAUUAAGAUUGUUCUCUCGUUAUUUCCUUUCACGAAGAUCCUUUAGGAACGCAGUGUUUAUGUAAGGGCAGAAUGUAUUACAAAGUUGUGUGACAAAUCACAAGCUUUUGCAAGAGAGAGAAGUUUCAUAAGGCACUAUAUAGUUUCCUUAUUAUGUUCUUAGCCUUUUUAGCUCUAAAAAUUAAUUAGACUACAUUGUUUUACAAGUUUUGGUGAUAGUAUCGUUCAUGCUUUUCUCAAAUUUUCAUAACAAAACAUCCAAGGUCUCUCCUUAGAGGCCAUGUGUAUUUUACCCCAUAGUAGCACUACUACAACCCUUGGAAACUUCCUUAAAUUCAGCUUUUAUGCGAUGGUGACCAUAAACCGAUUUGAUUUUGCUGAGCACCAUACUUUAAUAUUUUAAGUUGGAGUCCACAUAUUACCACUUGCCCUGUGAUAAACUUGUAGAAAUAUCAGUUGCACAGGGUCAGAGACACCUGAAUGUUGCAACAGCUGAAGAUGGCUCUGAGAGAGUGGAGUGGGAGGAACUUGACACCACCUCAGUUUGGACAGAGGCUUAGGUCAAAUCUUAUUGAGAACCUCACAAUAUGUCACCAACCCCAACAGAGAAUUUGAAAGCAGUCUUCACAGUAAUGAACACCACUUAAGCAGAAGUGAAAGCAAAGUUGGUAGAGCACUGUACCAGUAUUGCAGAGGUCAUGGGUUCAAAUCCCAUUCAAGUCUGAAUUUUUCUUUAGGCAAUAUUUUCACUACUGCGUAAGUGGUGUUCAUUACCACAAAGAUCCCUUUCAAAUCCAUUUUUAAACCACAGUUCACUUAUAUGAUUUCCAUAUAUUUCCAGUCAUUUAUUCCCAAUGUUGUCUGGUACAUUCUCAAACUCAUUUAUAAUUAAUGCUGAGAAAACAAAGGAAAUUACAACCGUGAAGGAGGUUUGGAUAUGUGAUCUUAAUUAUCAUAAAAUCUGGUGAACUUUUGCCUCAAGAAUUAUUAAUGGUUUGAGAAGUUUUCAAACAUUCAAGUUCUUUCCAAACACCUUGGUUGGUUCUGAUUUUUCUCAACCACUUCUCGGUGUUUGGACAUCAGAUGAAACACUAUAUAUUAUUUUCACCCCAAUUCUUCCCUAGAUACUUUUGUUUUCAAUCAAGUUCUUUAAGGGUUCUGAUUUGAAUUGUAAAUACUAUAAUUAUUUACAGGCCAGAAAAGAAAGACACAAGAAGUUGACUUUACAGAGGAGAACUUAGAAUACUUCAAGAAUGCCACAUGGAAGAUCAAGAAGGACACUUAUGACAAAGUAUUGUCACAAAUGAUUACUUUCCAUUACUGUAUUGAAAGCUUUAUCUUCUAAAACUUGUGUAGACAAAUGUACCUCAAGCAGAGGAAAUCUUUGUAAAAAUAACAGCCAAAGACAUACAUGGUUAGUCACUAGCUGACAUGUCACUAGUUUGGGCGAAUUUAGCAGUUGGCAAAAUGCAAUAGAUGUAGGUACACUGGGUGAUCUUCCUCUCUGAAUAUAGCAAAUUUGCUUUCAAAUUCCUAAUCCUUUCCAAAUCAACUGUUCAUGCUCUAAUGAGCUUUCAGGAAGUUUAUUGGAGGAAUUACUUUACCUGCUUUUAAUAAUCCUUAGGAGAUUUAAGAUAUAUACUUCUCUGCACCAUUGAAUCAUUUCUGAGUAUUAAAUAAGACAGUUUGAAAGAAAAUAAACAUCAAGAAUAGGAUACAGCAUUUUGUUGUCUUUUGGCUAUUGACAAUUGCAAAUUCUUUUUAAUGUUUAUUGCGUAUAGACAGAGCCAGUUACUUGAAGUAAUACCACUUACUAAACCAUCUCUAAUCUGAUGAUUUGGUUUUACCAACUGAGUUGAUAAUGGAAAGUGGUCACCAUAGCGAGUUGCUAAAGCUAGCAGUUUGAGUGUUAGCCCUUCAACAGCAUAAAUGGGGAAGGGCUAACCUUGUAACAAAGGGCUGAUGGUCAAAAUGUCAGCUUUGAAAACUCUUUACAGUGGCCAAUUUUCAUUAUCAACUCAGUUAAUACAACCAAAUUAUCUUGUAAAAUCUUUGCCAAUGCAAAACUACAAUUUCUUUAGAAAUUUACACCCUUAAUUCAUCUUUACCAAUUGACCAAAUAUUUUAUCUAGCAAAUUGAUGAAAAUUUUUUAAGGAAACAAUGCGAUGCCUCAGUGUCAAGUUCUUGUGAUUAUUCAUUUCUUUCAAACUGUUUUCUACAUCUCCUUAACCCUUUAACUCCAAGAAGUGAUCAACAUGAAACUUCUCUGUAUUAUAUCCAUACGUAAUUUGGCAAAAAGGUCAUGAGAAUAUUCAAAUUUAUCAAGUAGAAGUUGUGGCCUUGAUCUAACACCAAAUUCUUGUAACCAAUUUACAAGAAAGCUCCUAGAGGGGAGAAUUAACAAUCAGAUCUUGGGAGUUAAAGAUUAAUCAAGAUUUUAAAUUAUAAAAGAAAGUUAAAUAUUACUCUUACUAUACAAAACUGAUUUUCCUUCAGUUUAUAAAUUUAAAAAAUAGGGCAAUGAUGCUACUAAAUUUUUUUCAAAAAUUUGUAGCUGAUUUUGCCCUUUAAAUAAAUUUAAAACAUUAUGUACGACAAUAUUCUGUUUUAAAAAUCAUCCUUGAAUUUUUGUCAGUUAAAUUCUGUAAAUUGUAUGUUAUUUUAAUGUUUAUAUUUUGUUUCUGUCUUCAAGAUUUUAGAAAGGCAAAGUAAAUUCCAAAGGAAAAAAACCAAAGAUGAAAAAGUUGAUGACUCAGAUGCUGAAGAACCAGGAGGUCUGUUUGAUGACUGA